This is a messenger RNA of Podarcis muralis (Common wall lizard), 1355 nucleotides long. The record is from RefSeq and is a predicted model, not a curated record. Lineage: Eukaryota; Metazoa; Chordata; Lepidosauria; Squamata; Lacertidae.
AUGAAAAGAAGAACUGUACACCCAGAAGCUACUAUGGAUGUUGGUGAAAUGAUUUCCUUCAGAGGAUAUCCCAGUGAGACAUAUGAAGUGGUGACAGAUGAUGGGUAUAUCCUGAGUAUUAACAGAAUUCCUCAUGGGAAAAGAAAUAACCGGGAAUCAGGUCCCAGGCCCGCAGUGUUCUUGCAGCAUGGCUUGCUUGGUUCUAGCAGUAACUGGGUGUUUAAUAUGGACUACAACAGCCUGGGCUUUAUAUUGGCUGAUGCUGGUUAUGAUGUUUGGCUUGGAAACACCAGAGGUAACACUUGGUCCAGCAAACACAUCAACUAUACUGAGAAGCAUCAAGAAUUCUGGCUAUUCAGUUUUGAUGAAAAGGCUAAAUACGACCUUCCAGCUUCAAUAAACUUUGUCCUGAACAAAACUGGUCAGGAAAAAAUAUUUUAUGUUGGUCAUUCCGAGGGCACCACAAUGGCAUUCAUUGCAUUUUCAACCAUGCCACACCUAGCCAAGAAGAUCAAGAUGUUCUUUGCAUUGGCACCAGUAGUCACUGUUAAGUAUUUGACAAACACGGCUUUGACUAAACUUGCAAUGGUUCCUGAACCUAAGCUCAAAGUAUGUAUUUCAGAAAAAAUACUUGUUCAAACAACGGAAUGCAAAUAUUGCCUAAUGUAUGUUGUCUUCAUCGGAACUGGCUUUAAUGUGCUAAACAUCAAUGCGAGUCGAAUCGAUGUUUAUUUAUCACACUUCCCAGCUGGGACAUCUAUCCAGAACAUGCUUCACUGGACUCAGAUUGUGAAGGCUGGGAAGUUCAAAGGCUUUGACUGGGGAAGCAAGGAAGCAAACAUGGCUCACCACAACCAGUCAACACCACCUUUCCACAACGUACAACGGAUGACUCUUCCAACAGCUGUCUGGAGUGGUGGUAACGACUGGCUUGCAGACUCAAAGGACAUGGCCCUCUUGCUGCCUCAGAUCCCAAACUUAGUUUACCACAAGGAUAUUCCUGAAUGGCAACAUCUGGAUUUUGUCAUAGGCUAUGAUGCCCCACAGCGCAUGUACAUAGAGAUAAUGGAUUUAAUGCAGACUUAUAAGUGAAUGUGAAAUAUUCCUUCAGAACCCAUUACUGUCAAUGUGUGUUGAUGAAAAGCACUACAAGAUUUCUUAAGAUUCCAUUUCUCAUAUAGGUUCAUCACAGUCUCAGUUAUAAGAAAGAUUUGCUUAGUAACCUUGCCUUUUCUAAUUCUGUCAGUGACCAUGGGUGUUCCUCCGUUGUUUUAGGAGCGGCUAAGAUUCUUUGCUGCUCUUGCUUCCUCAUGCUGUGUAGCAGAGUCUUGUUCUAGCACAGCAUGCCUAUUGAG